CUUUUUUUUUUCUUUUUUUUUUUAACUUGAUUAAAAUGAAUGUGAAGGUAAUUUUAGGACAAUCAUGGAGUCUCCGUCUCCAGAUAGGUAAAGACAAGGCUCGUGAAUUGUACAUCUCCUAUGGUGACAGAAAUGUGAAUGUGAAUGUCAACAAAGUAGGGAGCCAAAAAUAAAAACGACUUCGGCUGCUGGCCCCCCAUCUCUUUUGAAGAUACCUACAUUUGUCAAAUUGUCAUGAUCAAAAAGCCAAACCAUCUUUUUUGUGAUUCCAAGAGUUUUUUCCAUUUGUUAUAAAGUUUUUCUUUCUCAUAUUCCCUGCUUUUCUAAUCUUCUUCUUCUGUUAGACGUAUCUAGCUUCUUCAACAACUAAGGAACAAAUGGGUAAUCCUCAAAUGUUAGCAUUUUAUAUCACUGUAAGUUGUAUCGCUUUUGUCAUAUCAAAGAUCAUUAUUUCAAUCCUCCUCUAUAAGCGAUGGAAAAGAAAGCACUUGGUUUAUGAAGAUGACUUCUCAGGUGGGAAGAUGGUCAUGUUUAGGUCUCCGAUAAUGCAGUCUCUCAAAUCAGAUGCAUUUUUGAAGAAGACGUUGAAACUGAGCAACAAGGAUAUCAUUGGAUCUGGAGGCUAUGGAACAGUAUAUAAACUGACAGUAAGUGACUCCACGGCCUUUGCCGUGAAAAGACUGAACAGAGGAACUGCAGAAAGAGACCGAGGCUUUGAGAGAGAGUUGGAGGCAAUGGGGGACAUAAAACAUCGAAAUAUAGUAACUCUCCACGGAUACUACACUGCCCCUCACUAUAACCUUCUUAUCUAUGAGCUAAUGCCUAAUGGGAGCUUGGAUACAUUUCUACAUGGAAAGGGAAUGAACAAGAAGUUUUUAGAUUGGCCAUCCAGAUACAAAAUAGCUUUAGGUGCAGCAAGAGGAAUUUCAUACCUCCAUCACGAUUGCAUCCCUCAUAUAAUCCAUAGAGACAUCAAGUCGAGCAAUAUCUUGCUGGAUCAAAACAUGGAGGCUCGAGUAUCCGACUUUGGACUGGCAACAUUGAUGGAACCAGAUAAGACUCAUGUCUCAACAUUUGUAGCUGGAACUUUUGGAUACUUGGCUCCUGAAUAUUUUGACACAGGAAGAGCAACAGCUAAAGGAGAUGUUUACAGUUUUGGAGUUGUUUUACUAGAACUUCUAACCGGGAAAAAGCCAACAGAUGAAGCAUUUAUUGAGGAGGGAACCAGGCUUGUAACAUGGGUGAAGACAGUUGUUGAACAGAAGAGGGAAGACCAUGUGCUCGACAGCAACCUAGAAUGUUGCACAGUGGAUGAGAAUGAGAUUAACAGUGUAUUCAACAUUGCAUUAAUAUGCCUGGAACCGGAGCCAUCCAAGAGACCUAGCAUGGCUGAAGUUGUCAAGAUGCUUGAGCAAAUCAAAAUAACAAAGUUUAUUUAGACUGUUAAUCUUUCCCCAAAAUGCAUCGUCUUUCUUCAAGUGUAUAUUUAAAAGUCAAUGCCUUUCCACAAAAGUCUCCCUAGCCUUCCCAACAAAAAAGAUACGUCAUUAUAAUAAGCACUAUAUUACCAUGCCCUACUCUCCAAUUAAUAUAAGCAAACUUGAUUUUCUAAA
Messenger RNA from Ziziphus jujuba (common jujube), 1613 nucleotides. RefSeq names its product receptor-like serine/threonine-protein kinase At1g78530. The transcript has 6 exons. Lineage: Eukaryota; Viridiplantae; Streptophyta; Magnoliopsida; Rosales; Rhamnaceae. The record is from RefSeq and is a predicted model, not a curated record. Bases 378 to 1439 code for a protein of 353 amino acids. Gene Ontology annotation, molecular function: ATP binding; protein kinase activity. Gene Ontology annotation, biological process: protein phosphorylation.